Messenger RNA from Schistocerca serialis cubense, 1307 nucleotides. RefSeq lists its product as uncharacterized. NCBI's taxonomy places the organism in Eukaryota, Metazoa, Arthropoda, Insecta, Orthoptera, Acrididae. The transcript is spliced from 3 exons. Bases 15 to 1307 code for a protein of 430 amino acids. The record is from RefSeq and is a predicted model, not a curated record.
UGAGGCGUCGUCCAAUGAGUACCUCCAUUGAAGAACAAUCGCACCCACGAUGGAUCAACUCCGACUUCUUGCAGGCUGCUCUGAAACAGGAAGAACCUCCGGGAGAAGACAUAAUAGAAUCGAUAAGUGUUGAAAAUGCGUGCCCAGAAGGUUCCGGCUAUAUCAGCCGCAUCUUCAGAGUGGCUGUCUGCACCAGGGUCAAAGGAACGUCCGAGCGUGCAGAGAGACGCCUGAUAGUGAAGUGCUCUGCCGACGAAGGGCUGGUGAAGGCCGAGGCGGACAAGGCAGGGGUGUUCAGGGUGAAGUCCCUGGCACUGGGCAGCGUGAUGCCGGAGGUCCACAGGCUCCUGGCAGCUGUCGAAGGGAGCGCUUUCCGCCCCCUGGCUGCGCGCUGCCUCCGCUGCGGCGACCUCCCGGCGGACUUCCUGGUGCUCGAAGACCUGGCCGCCGAGGGUUUUGUGAUGGCGGAAGCGGGCCGCCCGCCGGACUGCGAGCACUGCGCAGCCGUGCUGAAGGCCUACGCACGUCUCCACGCCGCUUCGGCGAGCGUCCUCAAAGAUCGCGCCGACUGCAGAGAACGUCUGAGGGUAGACCCACUGGCCAGCGUGCGGGAUUACAUGCUGCUGCUGACGGGGGGCACAUUCAGGGCUCUGGCGGACCAACUGAGAGCGUAUCCCGAGUACUCCAAGUACGCCGACGGGUACUUACAAAUCAGGGAGGAUACAGUGGAUCGAGUAUUGGAGGAGCGGAGCAAUAAAGACGUCCACCUGCUGGUAAUGCUCCACGGAGACUGCUGGAUGAACAAUAUCAUGUUCAAGUACGACGCAGGGGAAGUAGUUGAUCUUAGGUUCGUCGACUUUCAGCUGUCGACGACGGGCAGCCCCGCUGUGGACGUGCAGCACUUCCUGUACGGCAGCGCCAGCGAGGAGGUGCACCGGCGGCAGCUGGCCGACCUGCUGACGUUGUUCCACGGCGAGCUGCAGAGCACGCUGCGCGCCCUCGGUCUGGCCGCCGAAGCGGACGCCUACCCGCUGGACGAGUUUCUCGAGGACAUGGAACGAACCGCUCCAGUCGGUCUCUUAUACAGCACCUUCAACGUCGUUUUCCUCUCUUCGGGGCCCCUGGCAUCAGAAAUCAACAAGUUUUUAAACAAUAAUAAGUACUCGGGACAACUUUUUGCGAAGGCCUAUGCAAACCCGUACUCUCUCUCCUUUCUCAAAUACCUUGAAAGGCAUCAGCAAGGGGCCAACUUUUUUGGAACACUGCUUACUUGGAUGACAUUCAUCUACUUGAAGGCCUUCAAGUAA